AUUUACUGAAUUCCUUAGUAUUGAUACCUUAAAAAAUCGAGAACAAAGACAAUGUCCGUAAUGCCCGCAUAGUGGCCAAUGAAUCGACCCCGUCUCCGGAAACACCUCCGGGCUGCCCUCGGUUCAAGCAAUACAGACUUUAGAAGCACUAAUAGGCAGAUGUAUAGAAGUGGAGAGCUAAUUCACAUCCGGACCUCUCGAUUCGUUGCUGGCACUCUUCUCAUUGUUACUGUCCACGAAAGUCGAUGCCUCGUGGGUGAUUGACAGGCGUAGGAUGGUGUUGGGUGUCCAGUGGUGUUUUCCUUUGGCGAUAGCGACCCGGCCCGUGUAAAUGCCUCCCUCCACUCCAUUCUCAUCUUGAAGUAAACGGCCCGGAUCUCGAUCUCAGCGAAUAGAGGACAACCGGCAGGCGGAAGCUAUCGGCUUGCGGGAUAAUACCUACUAAGGGAAAAGAAAGCAUGAGACAUUACAUAUUGCAAUGAGAUCAGAUCAGGUAUGUGGUGAUUGAAAUAAAGAGGAGCACGAGAGAACGAGUUGUUGAUCUCAUGUUGUUCGUCUCCCAUGUUACUACGAAUUUGCACGAAUUUGCACGAAUUUGCACAUGUUAAAGUGAAUCGCACAAGGUAAAUAAUAAGGGCUGCUCGGUAGGGUGGGUAGGUAUAACUACUAACCUACUGACGACUGCUUGCGGGCAGGUGUCAAAUGCCCCUCACUUGCCAUUUCUUCUUAUGCCCCUCAGCCCCAUCCAUGCUUCUGACCAGUUUCUGCGAUAUUCUUCUGUUGUCUUACUGGAACCUGAUCUCUCCCCUCUAACUUCUCUCAACUUCUCAUUCGUAGCACGAUCUUAUUGAUUUUCGUUAGAUCGACUCGCUCUACUGCUCCUCAACAGUUGCAGACAAAUCUGACUUUUGAUAUCAACAGAAAGUCCUUGUUUCUUCAAUUACUUACCGUCUCCGCUUACCACGCUCUUCUCCAAUAAAUCGACUGACCUUACGCGCAAUAGCGUCAUCGUUUCGCUACUCAACAGCCCAAAGCUCCUUACACUAACUCCACUACUGGGGAUCUACGCCUCUCGGCUCUAAACCAGCUGCCAGGUCAAUUCCCUGCCCCUCCACAAUCGAUAAUCGAUCAUCGGCCAUCGACCACAAAGAACCGCGACGAGGCCGACUACACUCCGACUUUUUUCUUUCUCAAGUUAUCUUCUUUCAACCUUUCAAUAUCCCAAAUCUCCCUGUUUGAGAUUAUUUCUUCCAAUACCGUCAUUAUGCCCGGUGCUGUCGAUGAGAAUGGCCAAGCUGCCCCAGGCCGCCUGUUGCUGCUCUCCAAUCGAUUGCCCAUUACAAUUAAGCGAUCCGAGGAUGGUAGCUAUUCAUUUUCCAUGUCUUCUGGAGGUCUUGUCACGGGUCUCAGUGGUCUCAGCAAAACCACCAGCUUCCAGUGGUAUGGUUGGCCAGGUCUCGAGGUCCCCGACAACGAAGUCGAGGGUAUGAAGCAACGACUGAAAGACGAGUACGGCGCGCACCCGGUUUUUAUCGACGAUGAGCUUGCCGACAGACAUUACAAUGGGUUUUCUAACUCAAUUCUUUGGCCUCUUUUCCAUUACCACCCUGGUGAGAUUACAUUCGACGAGUCCGCUUGGGCCGCAUAUCAAGAAGUCAACCGCCUCUUCGCCAAGACCGUUAUCAAGGACGUGCAGGAUGGUGACCUUAUUUGGGUUCAUGACUACCAUCUGAUGCUCCUCCCUCAAAUGCUCCGUGAGGAGAUCGGCGAAUCGAAAAAGAAUGUCAAGAUUGGCUUCUUCCUCCAUACACCAUUCCCCAGUAGUGAAAUUUACAGGAUCCUGCCUGUCAGAGAAGCACUCCUUACUGGACUUCUUGACUGCGACCUUAUCGGAUUCCAUACAUACGACUACGCUCGUCACUUCCUUAGCAGUUGCUCCCGCAUUCUCGAGUGUCCCACGACCCCCAAUGGUGUCGAUUGGAAUGGCCGUUUUGUGACAGUUGGCGCCUUCCCCAUUGGAAUCGAUCCCGACAACUUCGUUGAAGGACUGAAGAAGCCAAAAGUGCAGGAACGUAUCGCUGCACUCAGCCGAAAGUUCGAAGGUGUCAAGCUCGUCGUUGGAGUCGAUCGCUUAGAUUACAUCAAGGGUGUUCCUCAGAAACUGCACGCUCUCGAAGUGUUCCUAACUGAACAUCCGGAAUGGAUUGGUAAAAUCGUCCUGGUUCAGGUUGCUGUUCCUUCGCGACAAGACGUCGAAGAGUAUCAGAAUCUUCGUGCCGUGGUUAACGAACUGGUCGGCCGUAUCAACGGAAAGUUUGGUACCAUUGAGUUUAUGCCCAUUCACUUCCUCCAUCAAUCCGUCACUUUUGACGAGCUUACUGCCCUGUAUGCCGUAUCUGACGUCUGUUUGGUCUCAUCCACUCGAGACGGUAUGAACUUGGUGUCUUACGAAUACAUUGCGACACAACAGAAGAACCACGGCGUCAUGAUUCUGAGCGAAUUCACAGGUGCUGCUCAAUCACUCAAUGGCAGUCUCAUCGUCAAUCCUUGGAACACAGAAGAGCUUGCCAAUGCUUUACAUGACGCCGUUACCAUGAGCCCUGAACAACGUGAAGCCAACUACAAGAAGCUCGAACGUUAUGUUUUCAAGUAUACAAGUGCUUGGUGGGGUGCUAGCUUUGUCUCUGAAAUGACUCGUCUUAGCACUGAGGGUUCUCAGCCCAAGACUCUGCGCAACGUCUCUGGGGCUGUAAUCGGACUGGAGCAGAAAGCUCAACAGGCUGUCGCUGAUCUUGAGAAGAAAGCCGAGGAACUAUUAACUAUUGACGAGAAGAAGGAAGCCGAUUCACAGACAGAGCCUUCUCAAUAAAAAUUGUCUUGUAGCAGGGAAGGAUAUUGGUGUGCAAGAACGAGUUCACGGUUUGGGUUCAAGCGGUCAUGAUUUGGGAUCUCAUUAUAAACUGUUUUUCUUUUGCUAUAAUAAAAAAAUAUCUUGAUGAAGUCAUCGACCUUGUUUCUGAGUGUCUCGACUAGGUUUAAAUGUUCAUUUGGAUCUGAGUUCUUGUCAUUGAAUCAUGUGUGCGUAGGUAAAAGAAUCCUCUGUUGGUGGGACUCUUUCCAUUUCUGCGCAUGGUAACCUAGAGUAUCAAUGCCGUGGGCGAAUGUAAGCUACCAUGGGCCCGAAGAUGAUAAAGUGCGUUGAUUGCGAUGCAAAUGCAUCAGCAGAUGGUAUCUAAACAAAAAGAGACCAUACAGGUUAUGAAACCCAUACAUUACAAAUUCCAAAGUCCACCAAAACUCCGUCUCGGAUCUCAUCAUGAAGUCGUAACACUUCGAAGUACUACCCUAAUUUGCCGAAUCAACCGCAAUUACGCAAGUGACAAUCUCUUCCACUCAAUAAGGUGCAUUGACAAUAUCGUCCUUUCCAAGUUUGUAUCGGCCACUGUCUCGGGUCCCGAUGCGUCCAGAACCUCGACGCGAAUCACUCAGUCGAACGUUACCAAUGAUGCUCUCGCGGGUAGGUUUCCUUAGACUUUGUUUUGCGACCAUGUUUACUUCGUUGGGCAAAGCAACAAUGACGUUCUUGUCCGAGCCGUAUUUGAAGUCGUCCGCUUUGACCUCCUCUUCAUAACGCUUAAUUUUAUAAGCUGCCUUUAUACCCUGAAGUAUUCGCUUCAGGUUCCAUUCGAUGAUGUAGGGACCGGUUGCAGUGAUGAUGCUUGUCUCCUCUGCACCUUCUCCAGUAUUGAAUUUGGCAGGAGUAAAAUGAACCGGUUUUCCAGUCUCGUGGUAGAACUGGGCCACAUGCUCAGGGCUAAGGGCGAGUCGUCGAGGAUGCGGUUUAUCAUUGGCAGCGAAAGGCUUCUCGAAACCAAGCUUACCCUCGUUCUUUCCAGACUUCUGUUGGGCGUCAACCAGCAGGAUGUAGUUCUUGGUUGUCCCCAAGAUCCACCGGCCAUCGGCAGAAACGUCAAUACCAGUGAUGGGGUCACCAAGCGCAGGAAGCUGUGUCUUGGCUCGAAUGCCGAGCCGGUCAAAGAGACGAAUGUCACCCUUAUUACUUGCAACAGCAAUAUAGCCCUUUUCAGUAGUUGCGAGGGCAGAGAAGUCGUUCUUCGAGGCAUAUUGCUUCAUAUCAGCAUCAACAAGCUUGUUGCCGGACAGACGGGGGUCAACUCGGUAAAGAGCGUUGUUUGAGACACCCAGGAAGGUCUGUUCAGAAGUCAUCUGCGCAAACUUGUUCUCGGGGGCAAAUGUGACAACGGGGAUGUCAUCGUGAACGUUCCACUCAUCCACGACCUUUCCAUACUCAAGGUCCAUACGAUAGAGCUUGUUGGGAUCUAUCUCAUUCUGUAAGAUGAGAUCUCGAUCCUCGCUAUGCAGCAUGACUUUCUUCGGGUUCAUGAGUUUGCCUGAAGGAGUUGUGACUUUGGAAAUGUUCGUGGAGAAUUCGAGGUGAUUGUUGGGUGUAUGUUUGAAUACACCGAUCUUGGAGCCGCGAACGACGAAUGAGCGGUCAUGCUUGUAACCAACAGCCAAUUGUGAGUUGACCUCACCAUCAGCGUUCUUGGGGAAGCUACUAUCGUUCUCCUCAUCUGUGUCGUACUCCUCCUCUUGCGCGCGAUCAUCCUCUAGCUCUUCUUCUUCUUCUUCCUCCUCCUCCUCCUCUUCCUCUGUGGAAGGCGCAUCUUCCAUAGUUAGGUCGCCAAAUGCGUCAAGAACAUACUCGCGUUCUUUGUCUUGCAUCUUCGUCCACUUGGUCUCGUUCAGCUUCUCCCAAAUGGCUUGCAUAAUCGCUUCUUGGAACUUUUCCAGGGUGGGCUGAUCCUUAAAUCUGAGAAGCCAUGAUCGUGCAGUUCCAUCACUGCUGAAAUGGUUGAAGACGAAGGAGAGAUAUUCAAAAUCGAAGACAGGGUUGAAGUCAGCGACGACAGGAGUACCCAGAUACGCCUUAUCGUUCGACUCAAUCUGGAGCCAGUAUUCCCAUUUUCCAACUUCUGAGACUUGAGCAAUGACAGAAUCAUCAACGAGAGCGAAAUGACCAGGCUGAGGGUCAAAAACAUGGAGUUCAGCCACAACAGCGGCAUAUAUUUCCAGAGCCUCGGGAGGGUUGCUAGCGUCCGGACCAGUCAGGACCGGGGCUUCAAUUUCCUGUUCUGGGACGAAGGCAGGCUCACGCUUAGCAGCGGAAUUUGCUUGGGUCUUAGAUAACAUAUCGUCGACAGAUUCGAUAGAUCGAGCUAAAGUUGGGCUAUGCAGGGGACUAGCAGGCGGUAUCGGGUCCUCUUCUUCAAAUUCGAACUGCUGAAGGUCGGAGGCAGUUGCUGUAGAAUGCGAUUUGCGAUACUUGCGCUCGUAUUGGCACUGCUGAGCAACUUGCACAAACUGCUGUACCUGGGAUGAUGUAACAGAAGGGUCGCAAACGAACUGGAAGAGGUCACCAGUAUCACCGCUUAAAUCCUUCCAAGCAAGAACUUUGUCACCACUCUCUCGAAUCUCGGAACGAAAAGACAGAGCUUCGUCGAGUAGGAAGGUCUUCUCGUCUUUCUCAGAUGCGAGGGCGUCGAUUUCGGCGUCUUCACCCUCUUCUUCGGCAAGAAGCUCUGCCUCACCUUCUUCAAAGACGCGUUGAACAACAAGCUGGUACUGGAACUCCUGGUUUGUGCGUCGAAUGCGGAUAGCCGAGUCUCGAAAAAUGAGUUCGGAAUAGCCCUUAGGAGAUAAGGGUCGAACAAGGUAGAGCUGUCCCUGUGGAAGCUCGAUCAAUGCCUCCUGCGUGCUUGAGCCGAAUAUCAGUUUGCCGACUUGAGAACGAUAGCGUUAGUAGACUUGCACGAGAAUGAAAAACGGCGCAGCAGAAGGGGGGAGAUGCAGAAGUGGUGGAAGAGAUAAGGCACAAAGCAG
Messenger RNA from Fusarium odoratissimum NRRL 54006, 5904 nucleotides. RefSeq names its product alpha,alpha-trehalose-phosphate synthase. Gene Ontology annotation, cellular component: cytosol; alpha,alpha-trehalose-phosphate synthase complex (UDP-forming). Gene Ontology annotation, molecular function: alpha,alpha-trehalose-phosphate synthase (UDP-forming) activity. The transcript has 3 exons. Gene Ontology annotation, biological process: cellular response to heat; trehalose biosynthetic process. NCBI's taxonomy places the organism in Eukaryota, Fungi, Ascomycota, Sordariomycetes, Hypocreales, Nectriaceae. The record is from RefSeq and is a predicted model, not a curated record. The coding region runs from base 1265 to 2869 and encodes 534 amino acids.